GACACACAGUUAUCAGAGCGCUAUCAGCGUGAACAUUCUACUCUGCUCCAGACCGCCGUCACAGCAGCCUGCAAAAGCACAAUCCGUCGCUAGCCAUGAUUACAAUUAAAUGUAAAGACUACAAUCUGGAUCCCCUUCCGAUCAAGAUUGGAAUUGUUGGCGGUUCGGGACUUGAUGACCCUGACAUCUUAGAAAACCGCCAGGAGCGUGUGGUGGAAACGCCCUACGGAGAGCCAUCAGAUGCCCUGAUCGAGGGCGAGAUCAAUGGAGUCCAGUGCGUGCUUCUGGCGCGACAUGGACGCAAACACGACAUCAUGCCCUCCAAUGUCAACUACCGGGCUAACAUUUGGGCCCUACGCGAUGUGGGCUGCACGCACUUGAUUGUGUCCACGGCUUGUGGUUCCCUGCGUGAGGAAAUCAAGCCGGGCCACCUGGUUAUUCCACAUGACUUUAUAGACAGAACUACCAAACGCCUGCAGACCUUUUAUGAUGGCAAGGCGAAAAGUCCACGUGGUGUUUGCCACCUGCCAAUGUAUCCAGCAUUUAGCGAACGCACCCGCAACAUCCUACUCGAGGCCUCGAAGGAGCUGGAGAUCCCCGCUCAUGAAAAAGCCACCAUUGUGACAAUUGAGGGUCCGCGUUUCUCCUCUCGCUCCGAGAGCCUCAUGUUCCGACAGUGGGGCGGAGACCUAAUAAAUAUGACCACAUGCCCAGAGGUGGUGUUAGCCAAGGAGGCGGGCCUACUCUACGGAUCGGUGGCAAUUGCCACCGACUAUGAUUGCUGGCGUAUGGGAUGCGAGGGUGUCAAUGUGCAAGAUGUCCUACGUACUUUUGCCGAGAACGUUGUAAAGGUAAAGAAGAUCCUGGUCAAUGCAGUAGGACGCAUUGCCAAGGAGGACUGGUCGGAGGACGUAUUGAAUGCCAAGCAAUGCGUUUGCAACAACACCAUGUCUGGGGCCAUGUGACGUUUUAUAAAACUUUGCCAUGAAAUAACCGAAGAGACGCUGAUUCGCCGCAAGAUAUAUGUAAAACCGUUCUACCAACAGUUCCACAGAAAACGAGGACCCAAAGUCCACUCCAUAUCCAUUACAUACGAAUUGGAUCCGGAGGACACUAGACAGCCAGUAAAAACUCCAAGCAAAUGUGAAACUGUAACGUCUGCCUCAGCGUCGCAGUAAAAAAAUAUACAUAUGUAUGUAACUACAAACUUCUCCUUAA
This is a messenger RNA of Drosophila eugracilis, 1218 nucleotides long. Its product is annotated as S-methyl-5'-thioadenosine phosphorylase. NCBI's taxonomy places the organism in Eukaryota, Metazoa, Arthropoda, Insecta, Diptera, Drosophilidae. Gene Ontology annotation, molecular function: S-methyl-5-thioadenosine phosphorylase activity. The coding region runs from base 96 to 965 and encodes 289 amino acids. The record is from RefSeq and is a predicted model, not a curated record. Gene Ontology annotation, biological process: nucleoside metabolic process. The transcript is spliced from 3 exons. Gene Ontology annotation, cellular component: cytosol.